AUGGACAGGAACACCAUUGAUACUUCAAGUGGUGGAACUCUAGUAAAUAAGAUGCCAGAACAAGCUUGGGAUCUUAUUGCGAGGAUGGCUGAAAACACGCAACAGUUUGGUUCGAGGGACAUUGGACAGGCGAGCGGAAACAACAACGAUCAUUCUAUCCAAUCAAUGAAGCAACAACUUUCUGAGCUGACAAGCUUUGUGCGCAAGAUGGUCGUGGAAAAAUCUAACCCCGAGUGUCCAGGUCAAGGCACCCAGACCGCCUCUCUCUCUCUCUCCUUCUCUUUUUUUUCUUCUCUCCUCCGUCUCGCCGAACCCGUCGCCCUCCUCUUCUUCUUCUUCUCUGAUACCCCAGCGACGAUAGCCACCAAACCAGAACGCCUCCAUCUCGACUCCGCCGUGAUCCUCCCUGUCUUUUUCCUCCCCGCCUUCGCCGAUCGUCUUCUGCACAGACGAUCUCCGCCAAUCCAGCCGCACACCGCCGCCUCCUCCCGACGCCACCGCCGAUUGCCCACCGUCCCCCGCCGUCCUUCUUCUUCUUCUUUUUCUUCUUCGUCUUCUUCCUUUUUCCCCUCCCUCUCCGCCGCGAUUCCGCCCUCCGGCGCGACUCCUUCCAGAGUCGCCGUUUUCGUCCGAACCAAGAUGCUCUCUGCCUCCGACGCCGUGAUCCAACCGUCAACUGCCUCUGCCUUGGUCGCGCCACCAAGCUGCGUGAGUCCAGCCGCCUCCGUCGUCCAACCACCGCCUCACUCCACCGCACAGCAAUCGCGAUUAGGUCUUUUGGAAACUAAUUACUGGCUCUUGGCGUAGGCGCAUCGAUUUUCUUAUAUCUCGGAAAAAAAAAAAAAGAAAACAAUUCAGGCCAAGAGGUGACUAUUAAUCAUGGUCAUGACUAAUUGGCACCUCCCAUACUGUUUUUUCACCCAACCUUCCUUUACCCAUUUUGAAUAAGAGAUAUUGUUUAGUCAUAAUCAUGACUAAACACCCCCGACAUAGUGCUUGCCUUCUUUAGCCCUAUCAAAGUUUAAACCCUAAAUUAAAUUUAAUUCCCAAACCAUCCUGAAUCGCUAGACCGGCCUACCUCUUUCUCUUCGCGAAGCCGUCCGCGCACACAGCCGACGACGACAGCACCGGUGACUCCAUCCUCUAUUCCUCCCUUUUUCUUCUCCUUCUCCAGCCGACGACCACCCUCCACCCUACCUUCCACCGCGAUCUCCCAGCCAUCGUUGCGCGGCCCCACCGCCGAACCGGUUCGAUCAAACCGAAUCGCGGCCGCGACCCUACCACUGACGCCGCAGCGACAUCCCUUACCAAACGGGUUCUCCACCCCGUCAACCGACCCGAACCGAACCGCCCAGUCCCCCUUCCCCCUCGUCUUCUUAUUCUUCCUCCAGCCUUCGCCAACUUCUUCCGCCAGACCGCUCCAGCCGCCAGCGUCGCUGUCACGACCGCCACCUUCAUCCUCCAACCGAACUAGACCAAGCCGCUCCAGCCGCUGAUCGUUUCUUCAGCCGCCGACCGGGCGACACCAGCCAGCACAGCCCGCCACGUCGACUCCUGCUCGCCCAAACACCAAUCCGGAAAUUUGGUAAUAUCUCUCCAUCUUUUUGCUGCUUUUAAUUUUGAUAUGUGCUGCAUAAAUUUAAUCGAUUUGAUUUUCUGCAAUGGAACUUGAAGUUGAUUUGUGGUUGAUUAUUUUCUUUAAUUAUUGGGAUAAAUUGGCUUGGCUCACUACAAUUGGUGUUCUGGACUUGAAAGUGAAAUAGAAUUUUUUGAUGCUAAGAGAAUUUUCUGUAAGUUUUUGGGUGCAAUUGAUUGCAGAUUGUGGUUAUACAUUUGAUUUUGAUUGAUCAUAGUCAAAUUGCAUCUUAAUCUUUUGUUGGAUAUCUUCUUGUGGUUUGGGACACUUGCUUUAGUUGGACUGAAAAUUGAAUUCUCGUGGAUUCUCGAUGCUAUUUUCUUAUUUACUCGUGUGCUAUGAUGCUUCUUUUGUGUCUAAAUUGAGAAAAGCAUUUGACUAGUCCAUCACUAUCACUCUUUUUCUUUGGAUAGUUGCUUCGGCUAGUUUGUUUUUGCAGAACUCGUGAGACACUUCAAGCCUUGUUUAAAAGUGGCACAUGACCAAAUGAUAAAGCGUUGGCAAGGCAAACAUGGAACACACUGUCGCACCCCUUGGAAUCCAGGGAAGUUCUUUUCUUUUCUUACUUUUUCUUUACAUUGAGGACAAUGUAUGCUUUAGGUGUGGGGAGAGUGAUGCAAAACUAUUGGGCAAAAUUUUCAUUCCGUUCUACUUUUAAUGUCUGAUUUGUUGUCCUUUUACAUGUUUUUGCGAUUAGUUUGAAUGAGUCAAAUGUGAUUUGUGUGAUAGGUGUGUCUAGCAUGACUAAUGACAUUUGUUUGGUGAUAUGUUGAGUCAUGUCGACGUUUAAACCCUGUGAGAUUUGAGCCUAUGUUCCAAAAGUUACAUUCGAAAAUAAACUUAAUAUUCAAGCUUUUGGAAUUUUUUUCAUGUGUGAUUUGUAAUGCUCAAUUAGAUGACCUAGAAUUUGAGUGAUUAUGCAUGUUGAACUUGCAACUAUCAAGUCUUGCAUUUUGGAAAUGAUAAGGGCAUUAGGUAACCCAAUUAAGUCUUUCGUUAUCACCUAGCACAAUAAUUUUUUCCAUUUAGCCCAUUUGAGUCUUACCCUAUUUUUCUUCUAUAAUAACCGUUUUUUAGCUUAAUACCCUUCUUUUGAUUAAGCCUUCUCCGAUUUGAACCCUAUGUUAGAAAGAAUUACUUUAAGUUUAUAUUGUGAUACACUUUAUUUCUUCGGCACUAAUUAGAAACAAAAUUUGGGUACGAAUAACUCAUAGUAUGCUGGAAUGAUUAUGGGUAGUAAGGUAUCUUUAUAUAAAGGCCAAAAGACCAAAAAAAAUGAAAAAAGAAAAGAAUAAAAAAAAAACAAAAAGAAAAAAAGAAAAAAAUAA
Messenger RNA from Andrographis paniculata, 2964 nucleotides. RefSeq lists its product as uncharacterized. The transcript is spliced from 3 exons. Lineage: Eukaryota; Viridiplantae; Streptophyta; Magnoliopsida; Lamiales; Acanthaceae. Bases 1 to 807 code for a protein of 268 amino acids. The record is from RefSeq and is a predicted model, not a curated record.